GUGCCUUGUGUGCACGUUUUGUGUGUAACAUAAUGUAUACAAUAUAUUGACAGUCUUGUCUUGAGCCAUUCAAACUCAAUGAAUGCAAAGGUCUGCUGAUGCCCUUACAAUAUAGACUUGAUUCACAAGUUUGUACAGUUGAAAUUUUAAUGUGCUUUAACAGUUAAUCGGAGAAGAAAAAGGUUCCAUUAAGAAAGUUUUCGAAAUAUUCCUCAGAUUUACAAUCAUGGUGACUUAGAAUCAGAAAAAUGGAUCCUGAUGACCAAGAUGAAGAUGACGAUGAAGACAUAUUUCACUGGACAAGAAACCCUUCUGAUGAAGCAACUUCGGUUCGGUCAGAAACCGCUGACUAUGAAGAGAGGGACCCGGAUGCAGCCAUUCGGACAUGGGUUCCAAGGAGACUCGCCAUGGUGUGCUUCACCCUCAACAUUAUCUUCCCUGGUCUUGGGACAUUCAUCGUGUCUAUAACCCUUUGUUGUUGCUCGAAGAACCUGGACUGGUCUGAUGAGAAGAAACGAAAACUUGCCCUUUACGGAGUGUUCAUAGCACUGAUGCAGCUGGUAACAGCUGGAUUCCUAUUCGCUGGAUGGAUCUGGAGCUGCAUAUGGGGUGCUAGACUCAUGGCAGAAGCGAACGCUAAGGUUGAAGACUCGUAUCCAGUAGAUGUAAUCGUGACGUCAUCGACCGUAGAGGUCCGAGUCCAGAGAUGACAUGGCCUCAAUUAUGGGGCCAAUCUCCUCACAUAGUUAUCUGACGUCGCUCAGUGGUGUUGAAGAUUGAGAUGGCUGAACCCAGACCUCUGCCGGCAAUCCUGCAAAAAAUCGAUCAUAUUCUCAAUAGCGGGACGCUGUAACGUCGACCAGCACGUGUUUGCACUCUUCGACAACACUUUAGAAAUGACAUAUUUUAGGCAGUGAAUUGGCAUGAUCACAUUAAUUUGAUAAUCGAUAUACCCAUGCAAUCAAGAGUAGGCCUAAACAAAAGUAACAUAAAGAACAGCGCUUUAAAACAUAAUCAUCUCGUUAUCUAGUACCAUCAUGACAGGUGCAACACCGGUAUAAUGUUUUUGAGUGUUUCUGUUUUUGAGUGUUUCCCCUAAUUGUUUGGGAACGCUCAAAAAUAGAUUGACAAGUUUUUCUGUGUAUCCCCCCUAUUGAAAAGUCAUGGUCUCUCUAGCUGCCUAUUGUUUGGAAACACUGACACAUGGGAAACAACCACAGAUGUUACACCGGCAUGUAAUUUUUCUCAUAUUUUAAUAUAUAAAUGCGAAUUAGAAAGCUCAGUAUAAUUUUGUUGUUAAAUACCUAGGGUGCAUUUAUUCAACACGCACACCGUAAACGUGUACAAUCUUGCAUCACUUCAGUUGCAAAGUUUCCUCGGGCAAUACCGCGGUACCGGAUUACGACACAUCAGUGUCUUUAGCCAUUGGGAGAAGGCAGCUUGCAGGCAGUGUCAUUCUGACUGGUCAGCCUCUUGCCCGGCCCUUGAUGAUUUGGCAUUACUGCAACAUAUAGGCUGCGGUUUGGACAGUCAUCCGGCAUUCGCCCCAAAAGCUGCCUACAACAUACAUCCUCUUCAUAUAGGAUAUCAGUUCGUAAUCAGUACAGAAUAGAAGUCUCCUUCCUCUCGAUUGACCAGGGGCAUCUUUGCAAUGAUGACUUGCCAUACUUUCAUGCUUUAUGUCAAGUUCAAAGAAGGACUGCCUCAAGACUCUUUUAAAGAAGACGUUAAUCAAAUUGGACAAAUAUGUCUUGGUGAUGUGGAGGCUAAACAAAGUAUGAAGGUGGGAAAUUCGGAUACAAUAGUUAACAUGACCAAUAUACAGGGAAGCCACAUGACGAUUCGGACGUAUUCUGCCCAGAAUUUGCUCACAAUAGACGUUAGUUACAUGGUUCUCGGCGAUACACUAGAUCCUGACACAAAUUUUUUGAAAAUCAAGAAAAUCAAUAAUCUGACAAUGGAAGACAAUUGUAACAACUCGUUGACGAUGAGCCACCUUGAACAAGGAUUGGAAAGUCUCUUUAAAGAGGUCUGCAGCGAAAUAAGAAUCCUACCAUCUGCAAUUAAACGCGGCGAACGCAUUUGGCGAUACGGCUUCACCACUGAUUCGAGGAUUAUGGAGUUAGACUUUGAUAGGCUGGUUUACCGCGGCAUCUCCGACUACCAAAAAAUAGAGAUUUAUCAUUCGCCGAUUGACGGAAACCAUAUUCGUCUCGAUGAUGAAUCAAAUAAUUCAGAAUACGACAAUUCGUACACUGAAAUGACCCUCUGCCUAGAAGAGAAUAUAUAUAAAGGAAAAGACAUCCUCUUACUCGGAGGGGGUGUAGGCCAUUGCUUCAAUGCCUUACUAAAGGAGCAGCCAAACAUGGUGACCAUGGUUGAGAUUGAUCCUCUGUUAAUUGAAGUCUCAAAGGUAUACAUGCGUGGAGGGUGUGGUGAUUCUUUGGAUAGAAUGGAAGGGCCAAACCACAAGAUCAUUGUUGGCGAUGGAUUUCAAGUAUUGGAGAAUGCUAUAAAGGAAACGAUCCAGUUUGAUUAUGUUAUUGAUGAUAUGUGCAUGGUACCUUCAGUGCCUGAACCAAAAAGCAAAGAUAUACGAUUUCAAACAGGAGAUGUCAAAACUCGAAACAGUUCCGCUCUAGAUCUGUCUAGACAGGUUUUGAAACCUGGUGGCAGUUACAUACAAACUAUGGAUCCCUACCCGAUGAAGAAUCAUACUGACUUCCAGGCAAUGGCCGAAAGGCUGGGUGGGGUUUGGACAAGGAGGGAAUGUCCGUGCGUACGCACAUUUCACGAAAACUACUUCACCUAUCAAGUGACCUUUCCAGUGAAAGUAGCCGAAAAUGGGCUCACUAUAUAAAAAUAGUCUUUGUAUAUAACCAUGUUAGUUAGUGUUAGUGGUCAUGAUUUUGUUUGAACUGCAAUUCAUCGAAUAGCUCGCACCUCUAUAUAAACGAAAUAUUUAGAUCAUGAUGAGAAGACAAAACGAUAAAAAGGAAGGAAUAGAACCUCUCUUAGUGGACAGCUUUGUAAGAGGCACACCAUUACUACUAGCGACGGAAAUUCUGGUCCCAAAUGGAUAGUUUCUAUACAAUUUGACCUCUGUUAUCAGGACACCUCGUAAUUAAGGACAGCAUUUGUCAGUCCCAAUGUUGUCCUCAAUAAAGAGGUUUUACUGUA
This is a messenger RNA of Lineus longissimus, 3180 nucleotides long. RefSeq names its product spermine synthase-like. The transcript has 17 exons. The record is from RefSeq and is a predicted model, not a curated record. Gene Ontology annotation, molecular function: spermine synthase activity. Lineage: Eukaryota; Metazoa; Nemertea; Pilidiophora; Heteronemertea; Lineidae. Bases 1652 to 2860 code for a protein of 402 amino acids. Gene Ontology annotation, biological process: spermine biosynthetic process.